Messenger RNA from Pantherophis guttatus, 2565 nucleotides. RefSeq names its product aquaporin 9 (gene AQP9). The record is from RefSeq and is a predicted model, not a curated record. Gene Ontology annotation, biological process: water transport; glycerol transmembrane transport. Gene Ontology annotation, molecular function: glycerol channel activity; urea transmembrane transporter activity; water channel activity. Gene Ontology annotation, cellular component: plasma membrane; basolateral plasma membrane. NCBI's taxonomy places the organism in Eukaryota, Metazoa, Chordata, Lepidosauria, Squamata, Colubridae.
UCUCCUGAACCUUCACAGAUUUCAGCUAUCACAGCCGGUGUGUGUGUGUUGUUUGUGUGUUACUUGUGCAAUCAGCAGCUGGCUGGCUUCUCCUGGCAGCAAGCGAGGGGCUGCCUUGCCUUAUCUCCGGCCUGUUAUAAAUAGCCUGGCGCAUGCCUAGAGGGCAGCACAGAAUGGGGUCUCUUCAGGAGUGAUCUGGGAAGGCAAAGGGAGGCCCAGAAACCCCCUGGCUGGUCGGGGUGUUGCAAGAACCGUUUGAGGAGGGAGCCAAAGUUCAAAAAAAGCAAGAGGGACACACAUUUGACUGCACAUUUUCCAAGUCAGAACCAGCAAGGACACCAGGAUGACACAGAAAGUAGGAAAGAGCCUGAAAGAAAAAGUGGCCCUAAAGAACAAUUUGCUGAAGGAAGCGCUGGCCGAACUCUUGGGGACCUUCAUCUUGAUUGCGCUGGGCUGUGGCUGCGUGGCACAAACCGUUCUGAGUAGGGGGACCCUGGGAGGAGCACUGAUGAUCUCUGUUGGCUUUGCCAUGGCCGUCACCCUGGCCGUCUAUGUGGCAGGAGGCAUCUCUGGUGGUCACAUCAAUCCAGCCGUCUCCUUCGCCAUGUGCCUGACUGGGAAGAUGAAAUGGGCCAAAUUCCCCGUUUAUGUCCUGGCCCAGUAUCUGGGUGCCUUUCUUGGAUCUGCUGUGGUCUUUGGAAUCAACUAUGAUGCUCUCAUCUUCUACACGGAUGGCAUCUUCACCGUCACAGGGCCCAACGCCACAGCACACAUUUUUGCAACAUAUCCUCAGGAAUAUUUGUCCCUGACCAAUGGCUUCGCAGACCAGAUGAUGUCCACGGCCUUUCUGAUCCUGGGGGUCUUUGCCAUCUUUGACACGGACAACCUGGGGGUCCCGAAAGGGCUGGAGCCCAUUGCCAUCGGCCUCCUCAUCAUACUGCUGACCUCCUCCAUGGCCCUGAACAGCGGCUGCGCCAUGAACCCUGCCCGAGAUUUGGGCCCCCGCCUCUUCACCUACCUGGCAGGGUGGGGGCCCGAAGUCUUCACAGCUGGCAAUAACUGGUGGUGGGUCCCCAUCGCCGGCCCCAUGGUCGGGGCAGCCUUGGGAGCUGCCACCUACAUGCUCUUCAUUGAGGUCCACCACUUCCCCCUGUCCCCCUGCCAGAAGACAGCCACGGACGCCCUCCACGAACAUGAACUGACCCACCUGGAGGAGGGGAAGUAGGGCCCAAUGAAGCUCCCAGUCCCCCACCACCAGAGGACCCAUAGCCCACAGGAAAGCCACAGGUGGCAGGAGGUCAAAAUAGCCUCUCACCACAAACCCUCAAGAAAGUUACUUUUAAAUCAGAAAAUGAUUCAUUGACCUUUUGCUUGCCUCUGCUCCAUCUCCCCUCCUUCCCCAGGUCUUCAGUCUCCAUUCCCUCCAAACAACAAAGAGUGUCUGGCAAAACCCCAGGCAGCGCUUUGUCCUCCUGGGUGCCUCCAGUGCCGGGCCAGGGCCCCCUUGAGCAGCUAGCAGAGCCGUUUUCACACCUGAGUUCAAAAACCACCUUUAGCUUCAAUCUGGGCAGCCAGAAGAGAGCAGCACCCAGAACCACUCAGCUCUUCUGGGCACUGAGGUUCCCCCAAAGGGGCUUCCCAGAGAAUGGCGCUUCCUGAGCUGUUGCAAACCAUUCUUGCUGCCCAGAGAAUGGCAUUUCUGAACAGGUGGGGGGGGGGCUUGUGGAAGAGCAGGCUGCCUAGCAGGUCCCUCCACUGCCUUCUCCCCAGCAGCAGCCCAGCAGAGUUGCCAACAAAGCCGCAACCUUGACCCAGGUGUGGGAGGAUGCAUGUUUUGGAGCUCUGCAGCUAAGUCAAAGGGGCCCCAGCCAGAGAAGCCCGAGGCAGAGGAGUUGGGGGGUGGGGGCUGUGAGCAACAGCAGCAGCAGAGAAAUCCCAGAAGGGACUCCAGACAGAAAGAAGCUCUGAGGUGGACUAGUGGAGAGCAUAGUUUAGAGGAAAUCGUAGUAGAAUAAUAGGGAGUAGCAAUAGUAGCAAUUGAGUAGUAUGGAGUAUAACAUAUUGAAUAGUAAUGAAUAUAAGCAUUGUCAGGGUAUGUUGUAAUAGUGAUUAUCAUAGAAACAGUAUAAGAAAGCAAUAAAAUGGAAUAUAGGAAGUCAUAUCACUUUUAUACAUUUGUUUUUACAAAAUAAAACCGCUUCCCAACCUUUAUAUACCAGAGACAUACAGAAGCCCCCACUCCAGGAUCCAGGGCUUUAGUGUCUCUUGUGGGUCAAUGAAUUGGCUAUAAUUUAAAAAAGAACCCUCUCUUGCUUAUGAUCUCACACACACAGACAACACAGCAUUUGGCAGGACCCCCAAAGGAACAGAUCUAGAGCCCCCUCCCCGCCCCCAGGCCAGCCAUCUCUUUCUUGUCAAGCCAAUGGAGCAGUUCUGACUUCAGCAAAGGUGCUGAACGCUGGAUUCGAACUGGCUUCUUUGACUGUCUCCAGCCCCAGUGUGCAAUUCUGCCUUGUUCCAGAGGGACAUCCAGAGGGACGGUGAAUAAAGAACAUUUUCUCCCAA